Molecule: messenger RNA, 1336 nt
Organism: Solanum verrucosum
Lineage: Eukaryota; Viridiplantae; Streptophyta; Magnoliopsida; Solanales; Solanaceae
Exons: 4
Coding region: 135-917 (260 amino acids)
Source: RefSeq, a predicted model, not a curated record
AUCGCCUGGCCGGUUCUUCUUCCCCUUUCAACAAACGAUCAAAAUUCAAGAUUGUUUUUGUUUGCUUUGCAGAAAUUGCUGUUCACUGUAUAUGCACAGGCACUGCAGCGGAAUUCACAAAAAAACAAACAGAAAUGCCAGGGCCGGGACCGCACAUGCUGUACACAUUGGGUUCAGGAUUAGGAUUGAUGAGUGUAUCUAAUGGCCGGUUUAGUCCUCAUCACUGCCUUACCUAUUCCAUUAACGCUUUCUUUGGACCGGACAUUGGAUCUUUCUCUGAGUGGCUAACAUCAACCCUUGGGUUAGGAAGUGCUUUGGGUUAUGCAAUUGAGCCCUGGAUCCAUGACCCCUUUUAUUAUAUACUUAUUCUUGGUAUCCCCAUGUCCAUGCUUUACAGCUCUGUCUCCAAAUUUCUCCUGAAGAAGGGAUUGCUCGAUUCCAUUUCUGGGGUGCCGCUUACGAGAAAACAGUGUCUUUUCCUGGCGGCUGCUGGCUCUUUGUCACAUUUUUUCUUGGACCAUUUGUUUGAGGAAAAUGGGAAAUCUACUAUGUACACUUGGAUAUUGAGCACAGGUUGGUGGGAAGGUCGAGCACCAAUCAAUCCAGAUGCUGUUGUUGUGGUUUGCAUUUUAUGUAGCUGCUUGAUCGCGGACUUUAUUUACAUCAACAGAGUGAAGCCGCUCAAACUGCUCAAACUACGAGUUAUCAACUCUGUCAAGCUGAUGUUGGUAAUUGCUUCCGUAUACUGCUUAUGGUGUGCAACCCAAAUAUACUUGGUUCAACCUCGUCGGCCAGCAGUUGGUGAAGAGGCUGAUCUUGGAGUUCUUGUGUUUAUGGCAAUAUAUUUUUUCCUCCCUCAUUGGCUAUGCAUUCAGUCCAUGAACUCAAGAGAUCCCCAAGAUCUUAUGCCCUUAUGACUAAAUGAAAAGCAUAGUGACUAGUGACAUAGAAAAAAUCUCAAGGCUAUAAUUGAUUGAAGUCAAGUCCAGCAACAUUUUGUAGAGGAGCUGAACUAGUCAAUUUUCGCCGUUCCAUUGCAGCAUAUGUUGCUCUUUAAGGUUCAUGGCAUCAGCUAGCCAUAGAUUUAACUUCCUUUCCUUGCUCCACAAAGUGUAGAGAUUGUGAUUUUGGAGCUAUAUCCUUUUUUCCUGGGGAUGGUAGGUUAAACUGUAUGGUAGGUCCUAGUAAAAUAUUUCGAAAAAACGUAGACGUUAUAAGGUUUUGUUGAUCAAAUAACUUAUACUAGCUCAUAUUUAUACCUUCAUUGUGCAUUUUAAUAAACAAAUUGGAGAUGUUACAUGAAUUAGCUCCUCUUAAUGUGAUUGUUUAAUUGCAA